This is a messenger RNA of Wasmannia auropunctata (little fire ant), 4757 nucleotides long. It is a transcript of the gene Toll-7, whose product is annotated as slit homolog 3 protein. The transcript has a single exon. The record is from RefSeq and is a predicted model, not a curated record. Gene Ontology annotation, molecular function: protein binding. Gene Ontology annotation, biological process: signal transduction. Lineage: Eukaryota; Metazoa; Arthropoda; Insecta; Hymenoptera; Formicidae. Bases 1 to 4356 code for a protein of 1451 amino acids.
AUGCGGCGCGAUAUGACGACGAUGAGAGGUGGUAUCGUCGCGACGACGACGGCAACGGCGGCGAUGAGGAUGUCGUUGACAACAUCGUUGAUGACAUUAUUGUGGACAACAUCAUCGACACUAUUCUCGACCACAUUGUCACCGAAGUCGACGUCAACGUCAACAGCGACAACAUUGAAUGCGGUCGCCCCAUUCCGUCGCCUACUCGCGGCGACGCUAUUGCUGUUGUUGCUAGUGUCGAUGCACCCUGGCCCGGCCGCGGCCGCCUGCCGGUGGACCAGCGAGGCUGGCAACGACACCCGUUCAGCGGACUGCGCCCUUCGCGUGCUAGACCCUACGGCGAUCGUCACUCUGGCGCCGUCCCUCGAUGGCGCACUCAAACUACGGAUUCGCUGUAGCGAUGUGCAUCACUUCGAAAGCAUCUUGAACGCGCAGAGUUGGCAGCGGCUGGCCGGUCUACACGAACUGUACGUGCACGGCUGUAAGGUGCUACGUAUCCCGGAGGAUGCGUUUCUGCCAUUGCCGGAUCUCAAGCGGCUUGUUGUACAGACGUUCAAUGCUGCUUGGGGUGCCGCCAGAUACCUGGAGUUCGCGCCGAGUUCGCUUCGAGGUCUCCGCGAGCUUCACACUUUAGAGAUCGUCGAGAGCAACGUGCUGGCGUUGCCGCCCAAACUGCUUUGCGAGUUGGACAAUUUGCAGACUCUCAAUCUCACCGGUAAUCGUAUCCGUGACGUCGACGACAUCGGUCUAACUAUCCGCGCCAACAAUGACGGAUCCUGUCGUGCCGAUAUCCGGAUUCUGGAUCUAUCGCGCAAUGAAUUACGGCGACUGUUCGAUGACGGACCGCUGGUGGGCCUGCGGCAGUUGCAAGAGCUACAUCUGCAGCGCAAUACGAUUACCGAGAUCGACAAGAAUGCCCUGCACGGACUCACCGUGCUGCGUACAUUUAAUGCCAGUCACAAUGCCCUGGACUCACUGCCCGAGGACUUGUUCAAAACUACACGCGACCUACGGGAGAUACACCUGGCGCACAACGGCCUACGUGAUCUGCCGCGGGGUGUGUUCACCCAACUGGAGCAGCUGCUGGUGCUGAAUCUCGCCAACAACCGUCUUGGCAGUGAUCGCGUCGAUGAAACUACUUUUCUCGGUCUGAUUCGUUUGAUCGUGCUCGACCUCUCAUACAAUCAACUAACGCAUAUCGACGCCCGUAUGUUUAAGGACCUGUUCUUUCUGCAGAUCCUCGACCUACGCAAUAACUCGAUUGAUCGUAUCGAGAGCAAUGCUUUUCUGCCACUCUACAACCUUCAUACACUCGAGCUUUCCGACAACAAGCUCCAUACUAUAGGAGCACAACUCUUUAAUGGUCUGUUUGUGCUAAAUCGCCUAACCAUGUCCGGGAAUUCGAUUUCGAGUAUCGACACGAUGGCGUUUCGCAAUUGUUCUGAUCUCAAGGAAUUAGAUCUCAGCGGUAACGAGCUCACCGCCGUGCCGGACGCAUUACGCGACCUCGCCUUCCUCAAGACCCUUGACCUGGGCGAGAACCGGAUUAGCGAGUUUCACAACGGUUCCUUCCGCAACCUUCAUCAACUCACCGGUUUACGUCUAAUCGGCAAUGACAUCGGCAAUUUGACUCAUGGUAUGCUCUGGGACCUGCCGAAUCUCCAAAUCCUCAAUCUGGCCAGGAACAAAGUGCAACAUGUGGAAAGGCACGCGUUCGAACGUAAUAUCAAAUUGGAAGCCAUUCGCUUGGAUGGCAACUUUCUGUCAGACAUCAACGGAGUAUUUACGAGCAUCACUAGUCUCCUGCUACUGAAUUUAUCGGAAAAUCACAUAGAAUGGUUUGAUUAUGCCUUUAUACCUGUUAAUCUUAAAUGGCUCGACAUCCACGGCAAUUUUAUCGAAAGUCUCGGUAACUACUACAAAAUUCGUGAUUCUAAGGUGAAGACUUUAGACGCCAGUCACAAUCGUAUCACUGAGCUCUCGCCGUUAUCUGUGCCAGAUAGUGUGGAGUUAUUGUUCAUCAACAAUAAUUACAUCAACACCGUGCGACCGAACACGUUCGCCAACAAAGUGAAUCUUACCCGGGUUGACAUGUAUGCGAACAUGAUCGAGACGAUGGAGUUGACAUCACUGCUGCUGACCAAGGUGCCGGAGAACAAACCACUGCCAGAAUUCUACAUCGGUGGCAACCCUUUCAACUGCAACUGUUCGAUGGAUUGGCUGCCGGCCAUCAAUAACCAAACCUCAACAAGGGAAUAUCCACGUGUCAUGGAUCUGGACAAUGCCAUGUGCCGUACCUCCGGGCCACGAGGAAUCGCCAUCAUCCCGGCUUCGACCGCACGCUCGGAACAGUUCCUCUGCCGCUAUGAGGCGCAUUGUUUUGCCCUCUGUCACUGUUGCGAUUUUGACGCUUGUGAUUGUGAGAUGACCUGUCCAGCUGGCUGCAAGUGUUAUAAUGACCGUACUUGGAACACAAAUGCAGUCGAUUGUUCAGGUCUCGGGGUCGAGGAAAUUCCGCGCAGGAUACCGAUGGAUGCCACCGAAGUCUACCUGGAUGGCAACGUGUUGCGAGAGUUGCAGAAUCACGUUUUCAUCGGCCGUAAGAACAUGCGCGUGCUAUACGUGAACGCUAGUGGCAUUGAAUCCAUCCAGAAUCGCACCUUUAACGGUCUCAACAACUUGCAAAUUCUACAUCUCGAAGACAAUCGGAUACGUGAGCUCAAAGGUUUCGAGUUCGAGCGAUUAUCGCACUUGCGCGAGCUCUAUCUGCAGAACAAUAUGAUCGGCUUCAUCGGCAACCUUACGUUCUUGCCGUUGCGAUCACUCGAGAUUCUUAGAUUACACGGCAAUCGGCUGGUAACUUUUCCAGUGUGGCAAGUCACUUUGAACGCUCGGUUGGUUGAAUUAUCGCUCGGCGGCAAUCCUUGGUCGUGCCGCUGCAAGUUCCUCCAGGAGCUGUCUUCUUGGGUAUCAGACAAUAUGCACAAAGUUAUUGACAAGGAUGAUGUAUGGUGUUACUACAACGGCGACGCCAGACCGUCUUAUCGGCGUCAUUUGAAUGUCAACGAGACCGCCUGCUCGGACUACUUCGCUCAAGGUGGCGUCAUCGAGAGUAUCAUGGUAUCGGAUUAUUUGCCAUUAGUAGCUGCCACUCUCUCGGCCAUUAUCGUUCUGCUAGUUAUCAUCGUACUCGCAUUCGUGUUCCGCGAACCGGUCGGCGCCUGGGCCUAUUCCAAGUACGGACUACGAUUUUUACGUACGAAAUCGGGCAAGGCCGUGACGACAGCAAGCAUGGGUCCCGCGGCUGCGAUAACUGCGGGCUGCUGCGAUGCCGAUCGCGAUCGUCUCUACGAUUGUUACGUGUGCUAUAGUCCGAACGACGAGGACUUUGUUUUGCAUUCGUUGGCAGUUGAACUAGAACACGGCGCGGCUGGUCUGAGACUCUGCCUCCAUCAUCGAGAUUUGCCUUGCGUGUUGCGUGCCUCUGCGCCCGCACCAGCCGUCCUCGAGGCAGUAGACGCGUCUCGGCGCGUGUUAAUUGUGCUUACUCGUGAUUUUCUUCAAACUGAGUGGUCGCGCUUCGAGUUCCGCGCGGCGCUGCACGAAGCAUUGCGCGGUCGUGCCUCUCAGCUGAUCGUCAUCCAAGCUGGCCACAUUGGCACCGAGAUCGAACGCGAUCCUGAGCUGCGGCCCUAUCUGAGAACAGCGGCGCUCAUCCUCACGUGGGGCGAGAAGAGGUUCUGGGAACGGUUAAGGUAUGCCAUACCGUCGUCCACGACGACUGCAAUCAUCACUACUAGCACCACCACCACCACUACCGCUGUCGGUGACAUAUCCAUCGAGAGCAAAUCUUCACCGUUGGUGUACAAACGCAACAUCAACACCUACACACUGGACGGCGGUGUCGGUGGUGUUGGUAGUCUCGAGAAAACCGGGAUGUCGACGCUGCGUGGUGGUCAACGUGCCGCACUCUUCAAGGACGCCUCGUCGGCGCUGAUGCUGCAACACGCGCCGCCCGCCUACUCAUGCGGCGGUGCCCCGCUCCCCCCCAUGUUGCCGCAGCAACAGCAACAACAGCAGCCGCCGCCACCGUCGUCGUCGCCGGCGCAGCCCAGGUUAACCGUCAAUCACGCCUACCGGGACGCGGUGCCAGCUAGUAAUCUCGUCACAACCACCGUCGCCACUACUAACACCGCCAACUGCGGCAUUGGCGAGGACCACAGGAGACCGCUAUCCGAGCACAUCUACUCGUCCAUCGACUCGGAUUACUCCACCCUUGAGAGGACCGCCUGGAGGCAGCAGCAACCACCGCCACCGCCGCCCCCACCCACCUCUGGACAGGCCUACCUAGUUUAGCUCCCUGUGACCGACCCUGGUAUCCCCACGUGGGAUACAUGGGACUACGAUAUCGUCGACUCGACUGCAAUAGUGACGAACGACGGUAGUACCUCAUUCCCAAAAGGUUGUGCUGGAUCUCGUCCACGUGAUGUACGAUCGGUAGUUUCGACAGACUGUGGAUUCUUGAAAACGUUACGUGUUUGCCGAAUCACAGACCUCUGCGAGAUACGUGUACAUAGUUCAGGGAGAUCGUCGCGAAAGAUGAGGGACGGAAUGUUUGCAUAUAAUUAUAAUUAUCUCUGGAGACUUUAGGGAUGUCUAUCGCGAUAAUAAUUGCCAAUUUUCUUUAUUACUUAACGAAAAUUUCGAUUUUUUUCUAUCACUGGAACAUUAUCAAUGUUUUUUCCCGUCUUGUUUUU